Messenger RNA from Anolis sagrei ordinatus, 1796 nucleotides. RefSeq names its product family with sequence similarity 89 member A (gene FAM89A). The record is from RefSeq and is a predicted model, not a curated record. Lineage: Eukaryota; Metazoa; Chordata; Lepidosauria; Squamata; Anolidae.
UAUCCGAGGGGGCGGAGCCAGAGCCUAUCCGAAGAGAAAGAGCCUUUCUUUGGGCAGAAGGCGGAGGAAGGCGGGCAGGGCGGGUUGUUUGCGGUGUUGCUCCGCUUCGGCGCGGCUGGCUGGGCGGAGGCGGGAUGAGCGCGGCGCCGGGGCUUCCCGGGGGAGGCGGCGGCGUUGGAGGAGGGGGCGGAGCGGGGUCCGGCUUGCCGCCGCUGCCCAAGAGCCUGAGCGGGCUGCUCAACUCCUCGUCCAGCGGGGGCGGGGGCCGUUGGCGGGACUUGGAGCGGCUCUACGCCCAGAAGUCCCGCAUCCAGGACGAGCUGAGCCGCAGCGGAGGGGGCGGGCGGGGCUCGCCAAGGCCGCCCAAGCCCCCCAACCUGGACGCCGCUUUGGCCCUGCUCCGGAAAGAGAUGGUUGGCCUUCGGCAACUAGAUAUGUCAUUACUUUGUCAACUAUACUCCCUUUAUGAGUCAAUUCAAGAAUAUAAAGGUGCCUGCCAAGCUGUAUCAAGUGCAGACUGUGCAUAUGCCCUGGAAAAUGGCUUUUUUGAUGAAGAGGAGGAGUACUUCUAGGAAGAGAGCCAGUCCCAAGAGCAGCGUGUGGAAGGGACUUGCAAUUGUGAGAACAUCCGCACUUAAUCGGAGCUCUGAGCGCAGUCCUGUCUUGUGCUUAAGAAAAGACGCUCUGCUCCUUUGCAACCCAUUUAUUUCAGGCAUGCUGUCAAAUCAAGUUACACACUCUGUGAAUCCUGCUUUAGGAAAGCAACAUGCAACAACUUUCUGGAGCACUCUCAAGCUUGUUCAACAGGCCGUGUCAGUAUAAUUUGUGCACUGGGUGUUUCUGGGCCUGCACAUGUUGGCAAAUAACUUUCCGAAAGCUGUAACUUGGGAUCUUACAAGAAAACAAUGCCACCCCCGGAGUGUAAUAAUACAUACACCAGUAGCUAUAAUUAGAGGCCAUGUAGUUGUAAACACUGUGGAUCUUUUGAACAAGUGUGCCGGCUUUUUUAAAAAAAGAUACGUUUAAAACCCAGAUCAGUUGAACUGGUCUGUAUCUACUCCAAUACUGUUUUGAAUAGACAUCACCUUAAAAGCAUCUUUUAUCACCUUUUUCUGGCCCCAAAUUGACACUUGUGAGUUUAGCCUUUCCCACAAUGAUCCAACUCACCUUCCUUUUUAUUACAUGUUUAGUAAGAAUUUUAACUAUUUAAACCAAUGUAAUAAAAGUGUUUUGAAACAUUUAUAUUUUUACAGUGGACCCUUUGGAUCUGUGGGCUCUGAGUCCACAAUUUCCACCAAUACAUGGAUCAUCAUAUCUUAUAAUUAAAAUGCUAGUGAUGUGAAUAUGGAUGCACUGAAGCAUUGGUGCACUUGUUGUUGCCAUUUAAUAAUAUGAGAUGCAAUCAUUUGCUUUUUCUGGCAGCCAUGGAGGGGGGGGGGCAUCCCGGAACAGUGACCCUGAGUAUCUGGAGGCCCCACUGUAUUCAAAUGCAGAAAAAGCAAAUCAGCCUGCCUCACUGUGUGGCUUGCAGUAUUACAAGCUUACACAAGUUUUUUUUUUUUUUUUGCUGAUUGUUCAGUAGAUAAAAACACGAGGAAUUUUCAUAUAAACUGAGAAUUUUUGAUACUCUUUAAAAUGUUUGGAAAGUAAGCUGUGAGUUUGUUUUGUACAAAUCAGACGCAUGUAUACAAAUGAUUCCUUUGGUAUUAUAUGCAACUUAGUUUUUAUACUAUAAUUGAAAGGUCAACCUUGAACUGUAAUUUAUUAAACUUUUAAAUAAAUAUAAUGCAUACGUA